UCCGCUAUCCGACCACGACCGCGGGCCGACUCGUGCUACCCUGUGUACCUGUGCCUGUGUUAUACCUCAAAAAAGUACGUAAACAAAUCAACAUACUAACCAACCAGUGCGAAGUGAAGCAGUGAGAUCGGCGGGCACGCGUGCGUAUUGACGCUUGUAGAGCGGCUGUUGGAAUCGUUGCAUUCUGCAGGGAGCUACCGGUGUAAUACAGUUCGUGAACCAGUAUGUAGUGGACAGUGCGCCAAAAAAAAGUGUAAAAUCCAAAAUGGCGGACCAUUUCGACAUCGAGAGCGUCGAUGAUGACGUCGGCUACGACUUUGACAGUACUAAAAUCCCAGAAAUCGUGACUCCCGAUGACAUGAAUGAGUCUGGUUACCAGGAGGGUUCUGAACAGAGUUUCGGGGAUCGGAGGGAUAGCAAGGAGGGAUUUGGGGGGGAAGGGGAUUCGGAUUCGGGCGUUGACGGGGUUAGCAGUGGGUGUAGUACGGCUGACGAUUGUCCUGUGGUGUCGAUAAAUGAUGUGGUCGCGUAUUAUGAUGACCUUCGUCCGAGGAGGAGGUACGCGCCCCAGCUCAACUUCUACGGCGUGGAUAUCGAGCGGAUGGCGAUGGAAGCUCUUAUUCAGAGCGAGUCGAGCUACACCUCGUCGGAAGAGGGAUGCGGUGGAGGAGAGCGUCACGCCGUGCUCAGCUACGAGCAAGUGAGGCGGCUCAAUGAUGUCAUGGACGAAGUCGUGGCCAUCCACGGCCGCGGCAACUUCCCCACUCUCCACAUCCGACUGCGUGAACUCGUUGCCGGAGUCAGGACACGACUGGAAACCGCACAGAGCGCUGGUGGAGCUGGAAUCACCGUACGCGACGUACGACUCAACGGAGGAGCCGCGAGCCACGUUCUCACGGAUCACCCACAGCCCUACUCUGAUAUCGACCUCAUCUUCACCGCAGAUCUACCCACCGCGCGUCACUGCGACCGCGUCAAGGCGGCAGUGCUAGGCCACCUGGCGACGUUACUACCACCAGCCACGCCGCGCAGGCGCGUCUCGCCAGCUGGAAUGAAAGAGGCAUACGUCUCCAAAAUGGUCCGCGUCAAUUCCGACGGCGACCGAUGGUCCCUGAUCUCGCUUGGGAAUUCGCGUGGUGUCAAAUCCGUGGAAUUGAAAUUCGUGGACACAAUGCGUCGCCAGUUCGAAUUUUCUGUGGACUCGUUCCAGAUCGCUCUCGAUUCGCUGUUGGCAUUCCAUGAAUGUGCUCAGCUCCCGAUCGGAGAGAACUUCUAUCCGACUGUCGUUGGUGAAUCUGUGUAUGGAGAUUUCCAUGAAGCACUUCUCCACCUCGCUGAGAAGCUGAUUGCGACACGGCAGCCCGAAGAGAUCCGUGGCGGAGGACUGUUGAAGUACUGCGCCCUCCUCGCUAAAGGAUACAGGCCGGCGCGACCGGAUAAAAUAAAGACGCUCGAGAGAUACAUGUGCUCGAGGUUUUUCAUAGACUUCCCGGAGCUGGGGCAGCAGCGAGCCAAGCUCGAGGCUUAUUUGAGGAACCACUUCGUCGGGCGCGAAGAGGAGGCUCUGAAACACAGGUACCUGUUGCUGUUGCACUCCGUAGUCCGGGAGUCGACAGUCUGCCUCAUGGGCCACGAGCGGCGACAGACCUUGGCUCUCAUUGAAGCGCUGGCGCACCGGGAAUUCUGCGUACAGCGGACCCUCCUCCUGCCGCCUCCGGGGUACUACGUAUGCGUGUGCGCAGCCUGCGCGGCGUGCGCGGCGUGCCCGGCGUGCGCGGUGGCGGCCCAGCACCACCCCCCGCUGCCCGUGCCCCCCGCGCCCUCGCCCUGCUGUGAUUGCUGCCGUCCGACCCUUUGCCCCGCGUGACCCCUCUAGGCCACCCGCUCUGCGCGAUAGGACGACAUUCUUAACCCUCUAUCGAUCGACGAUGAAUUUAGUGCCAAAUGUAUAUAAUACGGAUAAAAAAAUAUAUGUAUGAUUUUCCCUGUCUUAGCGAGUGUGAUUGUAUAUUGUGUAAUAACGCUUCGUAUUCUUGGCUGAUUUGUUUUUAAUUGUAUUCAAAAAAAAAAGUAUAAAAUUGGAGAUAUCGAAGCGAAAACACAGGCCAAUGGACUUACGCGUUUUUGGCGUGCUGUUAGUAUAUUCGGACCGAUUGCAUUUGGGAGACAAUCUCUGUCAAUUCAAAAUUGCUCACUUUGUGUACACCGAUCAAUUUUCGCACGUCAAUUGUCAUGGACGGGCCUGACCCGGUCGCCUCGCAGCAUUUCCCGUAAUAUUCCAUAGACGGACGGGCACAUACCCACGUUUACCUGUUGCCAAUUAUUUUGAACCCUAAUUAUGUAGCUGUAAGGAACGAAAUGCGGCGCUGGAGACGUGAAAUAAUUUCUAGUCGUACUCCUUUCGUGUUGAUAAGUUAAUAUGUUAGCAGUACGAAAAUUAUUUUCCACGCGAAGAUAAAUAGGGUGUAAGUCCAAAUCGAUGGUCUGCCUAUAAAAAAAAGACUAGUUAGUUAUUUUUAAGCUUUAUAAUUAUUAUAUGUAUAAAUAAAAUUGUCUCCAUUAACAUAGCGUGUCUCUCAGAAAAAAAGACAAAUGUUGAAAAGUAUUGUUAAUAUUGGCUUAGACCUCGCGCAGUAAGAUUUCUGUAUAGAUGAUAAUGUUUGCGAGUGACGUACAAAAAAAAAAAGUCCGGCCUUGUACGAUGGCCUUUACGCGAGAAAUUCCGUUCUAUUUUUUUAAAUUGCAAAAGUGACUGAAAUCGGUUGCAGUUGAGAUGGAGUCUCGGGCAGGUAUCCGGUUGGCCGAAAGGCACUAUCUCUGUUCCUUGCCGACAUACAUAGCUAUAGUCAUAUUAACUAUUUUACUAUGUAUUUAUCAACUCGAAAAUGUAUAUACAUUUAUCUCUUUUUCGUGAUCGCUCUAGUAUUGUAUACGGCUUGGCAUACGAAGUAACAAAUUAAGAUUAAAUAUAAACACAAAAAAAAUAUAUAAAAAAAUACAAAAAAAAUAUAUAAUAUAUAUUUAACACUAAGGUGUGUACAAUAUUAAAGUUCACUCUUUUUUAAUGAUAAAGAAAAAUCCAUUAUAUAAAUAUUUUAAGAACAUUUACAUGUAGCAGUCAUAUUAGAUGCAGAAUACUUAUGAAUAUUUGUUUUAACAUCUCAUUAAAACAGUUUACAGUAGAAUAUACGGAAAAUGUGAUUUAAUUGUUGUAGAAUUAUACUGUUGUCGCAGAUUAUAUAUACUACUUACAUUAUUAUGUAGAUUAAAUACAAUAGAGAGUUAUUAUUGUUGUAUUUUAAUAAAUAGAUUAUGAACGAUGUGUGAACAAUGUCCGGCCAAAUUAUGCAUGUCUUAGAUAUUUUGAAAGUGCAUAUUGAACUUAUAUUAUACUGGAUUCUCUUAGAGCUCGGAAUAAGCGGUUAGGUCGCCUUCAAAUAUAUGCGGGUUCGCACAGCACGCAUCGCAAAACGUUAGAACAGGGAUGUCGAGGUUUGAAUUGACCAAUCAGACACGUUGGCGCUAAAAUGCAGCGAUAUGAUUGGUCGAUUAUAGCACAUGUCUUUGAUAAACCAUUCGUAUACUGUUAAAGUUAGUAUCUCGGCCAAUACUGUGUCUGAGAUCCACUAUGUUUGAAGACGGCUUAUAAUAUAAUUAUAAGAAUUAUCCGGAGUAGUGAAGUACAAUCAGCUUUAGAAUAAUAUACUUCGGGAUGUGACGAUUCUGAACGAAUUUCCGAUUUGCUCACUAUUGAACCAAAAUUUAAGAUCUCAUUUUUAUUAUCUUCUCAAAACUGAUAGGACUCUGUAGGCGAUUUUUCGUGUGACAUACGAGACAGAUUCGAGUGACAGUAUGUUCAUUAAGGAGAUCUGAUUACUUCACAAGAAACAACAAGAAAAUUUAAAAGAAAUUUCAAAAGUGAAAUAGGCAGAACUCCUUAACUUGUUAGCCCUAAAUUAGACAUAGUUCGCAGUCGUAUAAAUGUACUUAGAAAUAAAUGAAGUACAUAAUAGCUAACGGAAUCUUAACUAUAUUCCAUUGUAAGGGUGAACUUAAGAUUUAUCACUAGUAUUUUAUCGCGUGUGUAGCCCGCCGCGAUUGACUUACGUUGUGAAUUGUAGUAUUUUCGAAAAAUAUUUUAAUCAUUUUUGUCAUAAUUAUUGUAACUGUGAUUGUUAUAUAUUGAUACAUAAUAUUUAAUAGGUCCCUGGUUGGAGAAAAUAUACAAAGAUGAAGGUAUAUAAAUUUGAUCAAAUGUUACAUAAUUUACUUAUUAUUAUAUUAAAGAUAUGAAUGACUUUAAUAUCAAACUUAUAAAGUUAUUAAAAGAAUAUUAAAUGGGACCUAUUAAAACAACUAUUGGCAAAUAUACCUCCUCGCGUAAAUUUGGGAUCGCCGGUAACUUUUGUUUUUUUUUAUUCCUCUAAAAUAUAUACUUAAUUCUAAGAAAAACUUGUGUAGACAUGUCCUAUACGCACUAUAUUUUUAAAAACAAACAGAAUUUAUUAUUGAAUGUUGGCCACUGUCACAAUUAUUGGGCGGUUUGUGGCGCGGUCAUACUUUGUCUAAAUACUUUACCGCCUCCGCGCCUCAAAUCCUGUUUCUUGUGAUGGCUCUAUACGCGUGACGAAUCUACAAAAGUUAAAUUAUCUUAGCAUUAAUGUUUUACCAUUCUGAUUUAAUAUGUAGAAAUGCAAAAAUAUUCCAAAAAGACCUAUCUUAAUUAGGCCUCUUAAGAAUACCUACAUACAAAAUGCUUCCUGUAAACGGUCUAAAAGUUUAAAAUACUUUUGAUGUACUGAUGAUGAAACAAUUCUAACGCCAUAUAUGUCUUUGAUUAUUUAAUAUUGAACUUAAAAAGGGUGAAAUCAAGACAUAUUCAGAGGUAUUCUCCAUAGAUGCAUUAUUUUGUUAUCUUGUUUCUAUUACUUUCUAACCUAGACUUAUAAAAAUACAAUAUUGUUUUGGUAUAAUGUGUGGCUUGCCGACCAGUUUAUUUAUUUUUUUCUUAAUUUUGAGGACUUGAUAUUUUGGAAGAUUGCCAAUAUAAGAAAAAAAAAUCUUUAUCACUUCUAUUCUUUGUGUCAGCUAAAAAUUAAAUUCUUAAAAAUGUCAGCUAAAAAUGACAAUGAUGUUAUCUAUGGACAAUACCUAUGAGUUCAGCCUUAAGCAAAUUGGACUAUCACCAACACGUUGAUUAAAACGCUGGCUUUUUCUUUGUACAUUGAAUUUUAACUAUAAAUAAAUCUUUGAAUUAUUUCACUAAUGCACGUACAUUGUCUUAUGCAUAGAUUUUACCUUUAAAACUUGUGUUUAUUACAAUGUACAUAAUGCAAUAUGACACAUUAAAAUAAAGAUCAAUUAAUUGUGAUAGUAAAUAAUCAACAAUAGAAGAACUACCGUUUCAAUCAAUGUGUCGAUCUUGGAACGCUUUGCUAAAGGGGCAAGUUAUUACUUUGUUUCAGUGUCAUGUCUUCAGGAGAGGCAUUGCGAAGUAGUUUAGUGUUUAUUUUCUAAAGUUACCAACAGUUUCAGCUAGCCUUAAUGUUUAUGGUUAAUUUUAUGUAAUGCACCGGUCGGGGCGUUUGCGUACGUAUUUGUAUAUAUUGAAUUUCAGAUAUUUAAAAAAAUAUUAGGAUUACUUCUGGUAAAUGUAGAUGCCAUAUAUUUUCUUGUCUAUUCUGCCUUGAUCGUUAUUGGCAUGUAUAAUUACUAUAGGCGAUCAAAAGUAUAAGAUUUUCGUUUUAAAUUUUGUUUUCAGUUAUUGUAUUUAAAUUGCCAUCAAAAGUUAGUACUACACAUAAAAUGUGUAUGUGAAUGUGUUAUUAAGUUUCGAUUUAAUUUGUGCAUAUUUGGAAGAUAAAAAUGGAAAUUAAUGCACUGCACAUAAAGUAGCCCUAAUGAAUUUUACGGAAAGUUAAUGCAUUUACUUAAAAUACGAUGAGACGUUGUAGGAUUGUGUGAAAUUUCCGUAAAUUUACAUUUUGUUAAGUAGCCUACCUAAUUAUUGUUUUAUGAUGCAAUCAAAUUAACAUUUGGCAAAAUUGUCUUGCCAUUAUUAACUAUAUAAAUGUCGCCCGGAAGAGUUAAAUGAUAUAUUUUGACAACAAACAGAGCUAAACUUAAAAAAAAUAUAUUUUAAUUAGAUUCUUGAUUAUCAUUUAAAGUUCAACUGUCAAAACAUGUCAACUUACUUAAAGAUUUAAAAUUAAAAUCAGGCGCAAUUGUUUUGCAGUUCAAUGUCAUUUGUGUAAAGAAAUUAAAAUGAAAUUGUACGUAUUCGGAAGUCUGAAAGUACGCAAGCGCCAAUAAUGCGUGGUUGUAAAAAAUAUGGACACACAUUAGUUGCACGGAUAUGAUUGUGGGUCAUUCCAUUUCAUCAUUUUAUAAGGUUCAAGCAGUGAACUGAAGGUAGUCUUUCUGAAAUAUCUACUAUAAAACGUAUUAGCCAUACGCCACAUUACUGGAUUAUGCCAUUUUUAAAAAUAUAUCUGGCAAUUAACUGAUGUCAGGAUGGGGCGGCAAGAUUUUAGGUAGAAUCACUAGUCUUUCAUUAGGUGAUUUAGAAGCUUGAAUUAUAAACGGGAAUUUAAUUAUUUCAUCUUAAGAAACAUGGUCAGAAGGCCGAAUCGUGGAAGGCGUUUGACCAAAAAUUUAAAUCCAGUUUUUUUUAAUUCUACGUUUAAUUUGUUUUUGUUUUAUUUCUUGAUUAUAGACAUCUUUAAAAACCUUGAUAUCUCCAAAUGUCCAAGAAACCCAAAGGUUAUUGAUGCAACAUACACGAAUUUGCAUUUUUUUUUAAAACCUUUCGAAUUUUCACUAUUUUAUUAGUAUAAUUACUCAAUGCGUGAUUAGUUACAUGUUUCGCUGGCGUAGUCAAGCCGAUAGUCACAUAUAUAAAUUUUUAAACACAAAGUCUCGUCCAUAUUCAAGAGAUUUCUUUAGAAAUAAACCAAAACUGUACCAUUGUUACCUUUAUAUUUUCUCUAUGCAACAUGAAUUGAUAAAUAAAUGAACGGUUCAAAAUGGCGUCCACAAAUUUUCCGUGCAGCUUCUGUGAUCCCUGAUUGCGCCGACGCGCGCCGGCAGCCGGCUCAUAUGUUUCAAGCGGCCUGUCGGCAUCACGACUCUCUUUAGCGAUUAUAAGGAUUGCUAGUUCGUAAAGCCUUACGUUAUAUAAGCUUACUGUUAGGUUAUCAAAUAUAUACAUUUAGUUACGUAUCUCUUCAGAGAUGUCUGUGUCCUACACGUGGCGCGCACGCGCAGUUGUUACGACACGUUUCUAUAUAUUUGUGAGGAGUUUUAAGCUAUGUAAAUUUUACAGAAAAUUAAAUAAAAAUGUUGUGAAAAUAAAUUAUAAAAAAGUGAUAAAUAUUGAA
Messenger RNA from Amyelois transitella, 7379 nucleotides. Its product is annotated as terminal nucleotidyltransferase 5C. The record is from RefSeq and is a predicted model, not a curated record. Lineage: Eukaryota; Metazoa; Arthropoda; Insecta; Lepidoptera; Pyralidae. Bases 266 to 1867 code for a protein of 533 amino acids. The transcript is spliced from 4 exons. Gene Ontology annotation, biological process: mRNA stabilization. Gene Ontology annotation, molecular function: RNA binding; poly(A) RNA polymerase activity.